UCUUGAGCAGCAUUAAUCGUAUAGUGUUGCCGUUGAAGCAUGUUUCUAAGAUUGGCAAAGCAUGAUUGUGAUAAGACCAAAUACAUACUCUGCUAGAUUCAAGAUGUGGAAAUAGAAAAGGUAGCUGCUCCGCGCGGGUCUGACUGACCGAGCUUGUAUUCGGUCAUAUCUACUUAGCCUCUACCUUAUCAUUCUGUUAUGUUGAAACGGACUAUACAAUUCAGAGAUGCCAGAUAUUUUCAUAGAAAAUCUGUAUUGCUUUGUAUAAAAAUUUGUAUUUAUCUGUAUUCCCUAAUCAAAUGAAAUUUCUACAAUAAAACGAUGAUGCUUCCAAUAGAUUGUGGUUAUAGAAUGGUAGAUUCAAUGGGCAUUUAUUCUUCAUAUCUUUGUAAGUCAGAACCACGCUCAUAGGUAUAUUCAACGACAAAAUGUAAUAGCUUUUUUAUCAACAACAAUUGAAUUGUAAUUCCAUAUACUUAUCUAGUUUGAAAAUGUUGACUUCAUAAGUUGACUUGGCAUUCCAUUGUGCAAUAUGUAACGUCAAGUCAUGUCAUACAACUCUCAACAGUCUGACAAUAAAGUUUCAUGAUGCCAUGACUUCCUUGAAUAUCAAUUCAAACUAUAAUAUAAAUGUAUUUCAGUGUUCAUCACUUGCUUCAUCAUCAAAUAUUUGCAGAAAAUAGUUCCAUUUUAUUUGUGAUUUGUCAGUUGAAUCAUAAACUUUUAUCUCGUCACUGCAAUCAAAUACUAAAAAGACUAGACGGAAAAGUUUGAUUUUUUCAUUUUUAAAAUCUGUACUCUGUUAUAAAUCUGUAUGCGCAUGCAAAAAUCUAUAUAAAUGGCAUCUCUGAUACAAUCGCAAAUGGUCAGUGGUGAUUUCGUAUGGAAAUCGUCACAAUAUGACGUGUUGUUGUGUUGGUAAACGUAGGCUUGGUACCGUUAUCGUAGUAAGUUUGCUUUCGAUGUUGGGGUACGUUCGCGCAGUGUUUUGUUUACUUCAUGUUUUCCCUUCGUUAGCAAAAACAGACAUGCUCGUGUUCAUAAUUCAAAAUUUCACACUUCAUUUCUGGUUGGUUUGACCCACCAGCCGGGAUCUAAAGAUAGCAAAAUUCACUGAAAGUUUAUAUUUUGCACCAAACUAUUCUAUAUUUGCUGCAGAUUUUUUUUAUAGUAGUCAUAUAUAUGGCGUAGUAUGUCGUGACGCCCAGGGAAGUACGUUUUGAAUCCACGCAAUCAAAACCUACUUCUCAAGGCCUAGGAUGUGUUUUUUUCUGGAAUGAGUCCAAAUAUAUCAAUCUGACAUCCGAGAGAAUGAGUGUUGGUAUUUUAAGCGAUCACUAUUAGCGCAGCGGCAUUGAAUGAAACAGUUCAUUUGGCAAAUUAUUUGCUUGAGCUGUCGUAAAAUAGAUAGUAUUUUAAUCAAGUGCAAUUUGGAGAUACUUGUAGCUUAUUGAGCGUUUUUUUUUGGCGAUUAGUGUGCGUGAUUUAUUUUCAGAUCCACGAAAAUUCGUUUAAUCAUAGAUAAGAGUUAUUUUUGAUAUGUAAAUUUAUUACACGUCCUUGUGCAUAAAUCUAUGCACAUAGUACAACUAUAAAAUUACGGAUUUGAACAUUAAUUGUAAAUUUUUAAAGUAUUUGAAGAACAGUGUGAUUGAACUAAUUAUUCAAAGCUAUAGAUAAUCAUUUAAUCACGUUUACGUUGCAAACAUUCUCUACUAAUCCUUGCAUCUAACCUAUGCAGAUGCGUAAAAACGAAGCUAACUGAUCAUGACAUACCGCAUGGGCUUACGAAAACAUGCCCGAUCUGGUCUGGUUGUUUUGCACUCUGCUGUCCUGCGCAGAUCUGCGUCCGGUCUCGGCACAGACUCGGUCUGCUUCGGUUAUUACCGUGUCAGUUUCCCUUUGUGCAUGGCACCAAUCAUGCUAACGUUUCUGGGAUGCGCCAGUCAUACCGAAGCAUUUAAAGAAGCCGGUUUCUGAGAGAGACGGAUCUGCAACUGCCCAGAGUAUCAACCGUUCUGCAACGUGGUCUAGUUUUUUUCUGCGACGUACAGCAAACACGCUAAAUAUAGCAGUGAAUAGUAUUGUGUUUUUGUUUUUGGGUUUUGCCGGAAUUUGGACUGUUGCCGGUGAAGUAACGCAUCUUUGGUGAGAUUUUAGUAGAUAGCAAAACGUGUCUUAGCCCCCCACGAACACCAUCGCCAUCUUUUUAAUUUCUUUGCUCAAAAUUUCAACUACAUUCAUACUACACAGAAUAAUAAAAAUUGCGGGUUGUAGAGGGUUAAGGUUAAGAUACACUUUUAUGGGAAAAUGAAUUACUCAUUCGGAACGGGACAUGGAAGUACAAGUGGCGGUUGAUUGACAUUCGUUUGAUUGAAAAAGGACGAAGGCGAAAAAUAUUGCGUGUCAGAUGUUUCCUGUAAUGUCGCCUUCGUUAGCGCCGCGGUAUUUGGAACACUAAUAUUAGUCGUAAUUAAAUUGCAUGUUUAGCUGCUUGCCUGUAGUUCAUUUCACAAUUAUCUGACCUUUAGUGCAGACGUAUAGUUGGUGUUCUGCUGUUAAGAAUAAGGAUCUACGCCAUGGUUAGACAAGGUCCUCGCCCUCUGGUCAUCUGUGGCCCGUCGGGGUCCGGUAAAAGUACCUUGUUGAAAAAGUUGUUCAAGGAAUUCCCAGAUACUUUUGGAUUCAGUGUAUCGCACACGACCAGAAAACCGCGUCCCGGAGAAGAAAAUGGUGUUCACUAUCACUUCGUUUCGGUGGAGGAAAUGCAGGCCGCCAUCGAGAAUGGAGAGUUUAUCGAAACUGCCGUCUUCAGUGGCAAUAUGUAUGGUACCAGCAAAAAAGCAGUUGAAACUGUCCAACAUCAUGGCAAAGUUUGUGUUCUCGAUAUCGAAAUUGAGGGCGUUAAACAGGUGCGUAAUUCGGAGCGCUUGAAUCCGCUGUUGGUGUUUAUCAAUCCACCAUCCGUGGCCGAAUUGGAGCGCAGGCUGCGUGGUCGUAAGACCGAGACGGAGGAGAGUUUACAGAAGCGACUUAAUACCGCAAGGGUCGAGAUUGAGUAUGGGAAUACCGCUGGAAACUUCCACAUCGUAGUCCACAACAGCAAUUUGAAGCAGGCGUACGCAGAUUUGCGAGAUUUUGUCGUGCGUGAAUUGGAAACACAACAGAAUCAAGAUAAUCGUUUUAUACCAACGUUAGUUACAGGAUACAAGGGGAUUGAAGCCUGAUCUGUUUCAUUAGAUAAAACAGGGAUGUGUAGAUGCGUAAUUACUGUUUGUGUAUUGUUAAAAGAAAAACUAGUGCUGCAAACACACACAUACAUUUACUCUGGAUGCUUUUUCAUAACAUAAUGAAUUAUUUGUAAACAGUCACGACAGUAAUCAACUCCCACUGAAAGUAGCUGUUAAACAAAUACAAAUUUACUAUUGUAAUUAGAGUUCAGAAGUGUUGAUAAGGAAAGAAUGAUCGAGGAGGAAUGAAGACAUAAGUUAUAAGCUAUUUACAAGGCCGAUGGGAAAUUAACUGCUUUUUCGUUGUUAGCAAUGAUUUCUAGACUGUUUUGAUCCACUUUUCUUCCUCAUAUUUUACGUGAUCAGUUUUUUUUCUUUCUACCAUGUGACCAACCGGAUUGAGGGCUAGUAUUACGAAAUAAAUAAGAUCCAACAAAACCAAUAGAGAGGCAAGGAUGACCUGUCUUGACAGUUUAUUUUUAGCAUGCUUUUUGGAUCGUGAAAUAUUCAUUACUGAGCCGGAAGGUACACUGUAUGUAAUAAGAACGAUUUUAAAUUAAAGGAUUUGUUUAUCCUUUUCAAACGACGGUCCUUUAGUAUAUACCAAUAAACGAUGUUUAACUUUUAGUAAAUAUAUGGAA
Molecule: messenger RNA, 3871 nt
Organism: Malaya genurostris
Lineage: Eukaryota; Metazoa; Arthropoda; Insecta; Diptera; Culicidae
Exons: 5
Coding region: 2580-3227 (215 amino acids)
Biological process (GO): purine nucleotide metabolic process
Cellular component (GO): cytosol
Molecular function (GO): GMP kinase activity
Source: RefSeq, a predicted model, not a curated record